Durusdinium trenchii is the source of this 1782-nucleotide messenger RNA. The record is from the annotation of a GenBank genome assembly. Lineage: Eukaryota; Dinophyceae; Suessiales; Symbiodiniaceae.
AAGUUGUUGCUGUGGCGGCUCAAAAAGGACAUGACAGCAAUGGCUAGGUCUUUCAAUGGGACCACAAUGUGUGGUACCUUGUGUGUUUUCCAUAAUUGACAGGAUUCGUGUCGCAGUGGCCUGCUGAACUGCCACGAACACCAUGCUCCUCAAAGGAGUGUUCCUUCUCAUGUGCCUGUCUUCAAUGGCCGCUUAUCGGCCGGCCAAAGACAGGGCACUUCCUAAUCCAGAAGAUCUUUCUCAUCUGAAGUCUGAAGAGGGACGUGUUGGACAUAUGAAAAACAUUACCUUGCCAGCUGGCUACAUCGGUUGGGUCGUGGAGCCAUCCUCGGGCCUCAUCGCAAAGGUCUGGCGCGGGGCGCCAGGAGCGGCGGUGGGAUUGCAAGCGGGGAUGCAUAUUGUCAAAGUGGGGAAAGAGGUUUACAGUUUCGCCGCUCUGUAUGAAGAUAUCAAAAAGGCACAGGAGUUGGACCAGACCUAUGAAAUCACAGUGGUGGUGCCGUCCAAUGCGGAAGAGAGAGCAGCAUGGGUCCUCUAUUGCAUGUCAAUGCCUGCAGGCCUUCUUGGCGGCUUGCUGACAUUAAGUUUACCAUGGUUGGCUUACAAAACCAUGAGCAAAGGUUUGGACCUGAACAGCAAAGCUUUCACUUGGCCGGUGCUUUUUGCAUUUGUGGGCUGUGCCAUCGGGCAUUGUUUGGGGAGAGCAGGCCGGGUCUUGCUCGAGUGGAGCUUCGUGACCUAUGGAGGGAAGAUGCUGCAAGUUGGAGAAGUGAUCGUGGUCUUGGGGGUUUGUUGGGGAUGCUUUGCCGUUUGCGGGAAUUCACUGCUCAGCACACCAUUGAGCAAGGCCAUGUGUGCCAUGUCGCGGCGCAUGCAGAUGGUGGCACUUGUUCCUUUGUGCAUGUUUAGUCUUUGCAGGAUUGCAGAUGGUUUGUUGAUGAUGGAUCGACCGACAAGCUUUGACUUUGUAGAUGUUUUGCCACUUCAGCUGGGACUGGCAGAAGUUCAGAUAGAUGCUCAAUACUUAAUGCUCACUUUGUUAGCAUCCCGCAUUUGCAUUGCCGCAUAUCAAAGAAUGAUUGAAGUUGCCGCAGUGCUGCCCGUGCCCGACAGUGCACCGUUCAGGGACUCUGUGCACAAGCCAUGUGCCAAGCUCUUACAGGAGAUCCCCCCAAACCUGUCGCCCUUCGGCUUGCCUGCAAUGCUGAUGUCCUCGGCCGGAAUACUGUCCAUAACCAUCAUAGCUUACAAUCGCGUGGUGCAAAUGCUGUCGUAUUCUGCAGAGUUUUGGUGGUUGAAUAAUUGGAUUCGACUACUAGGGCAUGCUUGCUGGUUUACAAGCAUUUCUCUCUCGGUGGCUUCUCCGCUGAGCAUUCUCUCCUCAGCGCUUGAGGAACUCGAGAGUGGCCUCAAUGAACAGCGACAGCAAGACCCAUCUCGGCACCUUGAGGUAGAGGCAGUGGAGGCAAUGCUAGCGAAGGUGAACCAUGGACAGGGAUGGGGCAUCCCAGUGGUCAAAGGCCUUGUUCUCAACAAGACUAUGAUUCAAGCACUGCUACUGCGAAUAGUGGUGGCAGCAACGGUUAUCAAGGCAUUUCUUGACCGCCAGCUUGGCUUUCAGAAGGAGGAGAAAGAUGACUUCAGUGCGGAGCUUGAUGUCAUAGCGAACCAGGCGGUGACGAACAUCACCAAUUUCAUCAGCAAUCAGACCUUGGGUAACCUGACGGCGCUCACUGCAGAGAUUCUGAAGAACCGCAACUUCACGGCGUGAUGCGUUGGUGA